UUCUGAUAGGAUUAAAAAUGUUAUUUUUGGUAUCAACAACCAAGGCGUAUAAAUUACCCUCAUCGGAAGCGGCAUUUCCGUAGAGAUAGCAUGAUCAACGGCGAUCGGAAAUGGGCAAGCUCGCUCUUCUGCUUUCGAUUUUUCUACUGACUGCUCCGUCUACUGGAAUCUGUAAUGGCAUUGGGGAGGAUUAUGUGAGACCGGCACCUCAAAAAACCCUAAGCUUCUCCUGGCCAUGGAAUCGCAAACAUUCAUCCGGACCCCAACAAGUUCACAUUUCUCUGUCCGGAGAGAAACACAUGAGGAUUUCUUGGGUCACCGAAGAUAAAUCUCUUCCCUCAUUUGUUGAGUAUGGAACAUCAUCCGGCCAGUACACAGAAUCAUCUGAAGGAGAAAACAUGUCCUACAGAUAUCUCUUUUAUAACUCCGGGAAGAUCCACCAUGUCGUUAUUGGACCUCUUGAGGAUGAUACAGUGUACUACUAUCGUUGUGGUGGGCAGGAACCAGAGUUCCAGUUCAAGACUCCUCCUUCUAAAUUCCCAUUAACUUUUGCUGUAGUUGGUGAUCUUGGUCAGACUGAUUGGACUUCAUCAACACUAAGGCACAUUGAUCAGUGCCAAUAUGAUUUGCAUUUACUACCAGGAGACCUUUCUUAUGCUGAUUAUCAGCAGCACUUGUGGGAUUCAUUUGGGGAUCUGAUACAGCCGUAUGCCAGUGCGAGGCCAUGGAUGGUAACCGAAGGGAACCACGAGAAAGAGAGUAUACCAUUUAUUAAAUAUCCAUUCCAGUCAUAUAAUGCGAGGUGGAAGAUGCCUUAUGAGGAGAGUGGCUCCACUUCAAAUCUCUAUUAUUCUUUUGAAGUUGCAGGUGUUCAUGUGGUUAUGCUUGGUUCUUACACAGAUUAUAAUGAAGAUUCUCACCAGUAUGUUUGGCUCAAGGCUGACCUUGCUAAAGUGGAUAGAGAAAGAACACCAUGGCUGCUAGUUCUUCUGCAUGCGCCAUGGUACAACAGCAAUUGGGCUCAUCAAGGGGAAGGAGAUGAUAUGAUGGCUGUAGUUGAACCGCUGCUCUAUGCUGCUGGUGUGGAUAUUUUGAUUGCUGGUCAUGUGCAUGCUUAUGAAAGAUCGGAACGUGUCUAUGGUGGUCAAUUAGACUCCUGUGGUGCCAUACACAUAACCGUCGGCGAUGGAGGUAAUAGAGAAGGACUGGCUCAAAGAUAUCAGUACCCGAAGCCGACAUGGUCAGUUUUUAGGGAAGCCAGUUUUGGACAUGGAGAAUUGAUGAUUGUUAAUUCAACUCAUGCGUUAUGGAGUUGGCACAGGAACGAGGAUCAUGAAUCACUUAGUUCUGAUAAGGUUUGGAUUAACUCCUUGGCCGGUUCUGGUUGCUUGAGAAGUGGAAGGCUUGAUUUGAGCAAGAUUCAAUUAGUUCCUUGAAGCUGGAAUCUAUAUUUAGUGAUUCACAGGAGAGGUAUAGAUUGCUCAUGUAAAGAUCACUUUUUAUGCAAUGUUUGAUAACUUGUAUACUAUGUAUACGUUUUGUUAUACAAAUAAUAGCACAUUUAAUGCUAUUUAGUACACAUCAGUUAUACAACUGAUAGCACAUUUAAUGCU
This is a messenger RNA of Phalaenopsis equestris, 1613 nucleotides long. RefSeq names its product purple acid phosphatase 18. Gene Ontology annotation, molecular function: acid phosphatase activity; metal ion binding. The transcript has 5 exons. The coding region runs from base 111 to 1436 and encodes 441 amino acids. The record is from RefSeq and is a predicted model, not a curated record. NCBI's taxonomy places the organism in Eukaryota, Viridiplantae, Streptophyta, Magnoliopsida, Asparagales, Orchidaceae.